This is a messenger RNA of Neohortaea acidophila, 756 nucleotides long. RefSeq names its product thioredoxin-like protein. The coding region runs from base 1 to 756 and encodes 251 amino acids. The transcript is spliced from 3 exons. Gene Ontology annotation, cellular component: cytosol; mitochondrion. The record is from RefSeq and is a predicted model, not a curated record. Gene Ontology annotation, molecular function: thioredoxin peroxidase activity. Lineage: Eukaryota; Fungi; Ascomycota; Dothideomycetes; Mycosphaerellales; Teratosphaeriaceae. Gene Ontology annotation, biological process: cellular response to oxidative stress; cellular oxidant detoxification; cell redox homeostasis.
AUGGCCACGCUCCGCCCCGCCCUCCGCCUCUCCUCCCUCGCUGCCGCCCGCCAAACCACCUUCACCAGCCGGCACGCCUCGCCCGUCUUCCGCCGAUUCCUCGCGACUCCAUCCGACAAACCACGACUGCUCCUCGGAUCGGAAGCGCCCAACUUUACCGCCAAAACGACGCAAGGCGACAUCGACUUCCACAAAUGGCUGGGUGGGAAAUGGGCGAUUCUGUUCUCGCAUCCCGCGGAUUUCACGCCAGUCUGCACAACGGAACUCGGCGCCUUCUCAAAGAUCAAAGAAGAGUUUGACAGACGGGACACCAAAUUGAUUGGACUUAGCGCCAACGACCUCGACUCGCACGACCGCUGGGUCGACGACAUCAACUCCCUCUACUCCACCAACCUCUCCUUCCCGAUCAUCGCCGACGCCGACCGCAAGAUUGCUUUUCUCUACGGCAUGGUCGACCAGCGUGACCUCGACAAGAAAGAAAUCAUCUUUACCGUGCGCUCCGUCUUCGUCAUCGACCCAGCCAAGAAGAUCCGCCUGACCAUGAUGUAUCCUGCGAGCGUCGGGCGCAACACCUCCGAAGUGGUGCGAGUAUUGGACAGUCUUCAAACAGGAGACAAGAAGGGUGUGACCACGCCAAUUGACUGGCAGGUGGGGGAUGAUGUGAUUGUGCCGCCGAGUGUGAGCACGGAGGAUGCGAAGAAGAAGUUUGGCGAGGUGAGGGAGCUCAAGCCGUACUUGAGGUAUACCCGGAUAUAG